This is a messenger RNA of Coffea eugenioides, 822 nucleotides long. RefSeq names its product probable E3 ubiquitin-protein ligase ZFP1. The transcript has a single exon. The record is from RefSeq and is a predicted model, not a curated record. Gene Ontology annotation, molecular function: ubiquitin protein ligase activity. The coding region runs from base 1 to 822 and encodes 273 amino acids. Gene Ontology annotation, cellular component: nucleus. NCBI's taxonomy places the organism in Eukaryota, Viridiplantae, Streptophyta, Magnoliopsida, Gentianales, Rubiaceae.
AUGCAGCAGAAAAACGAUAACAGCCCGCCAGAAAACCACCACAGCCACAUUCAACAGCACCGCCGCCGCGGCCAACAACAACAGCAAAACCACCAGUAUUACCCAAAUUACUUUCCCAACCAGAGUAUGAUGUACCCUCAUUCUCUGCUGCCCAUUUAUGGUUUCAGCAGCCUGGAAUAUCCUCCUUACCACCAUUAUCCAAUGCUACCUGGCUCCAGUUUCACUCCUAGCGCUCUGCCAUACAACACUGCAAUGUUGAUGCAAGGGAAUUAUGUGCAAGCAACGACUGGCUUUGAUAAUCAUCAUCACAUCAGUCAACCAGCAAACCUCGUACUUCCUCCUCCGGCUGGGGAGUACGAGGAGAAUAACACUAAUAAUACUGGUGGCUGGUUUCAAGAAUCUGAUGACCAAUUUUCAAAUAUCUUCAUGCGGAUUAGGAUUGAGCCAGAAGAAGAGACUGCAUUGGUUGAACUGAGUCGUGGGCAGGAGCCUGUGGUGUUUGAUCUGCAUGAAGAUUCGAAUGCUGAUGUUGAAGAAUCGGAUGGUCCUGGAGAUGAUUGGCUGGAAGAAACCAUCUCCCAACAUCUGAAGACUAGAAGAUAUCAUACAACACCUGGUGUAAAACAGGCUGAGCAUGAAGAGGCUGAAAUUUGUGUGGUGUGCCAGAGUGAGCACGAAAACGAAGAGAUAUUGGCGACUCUUGCAUGUGGACAUGAGUACCAUUCCAACUGCAUCAAGGGAUGGUUGAUCAAGCGAAACGUUUGCCCAAUUUGCAAGCGCACGGCACUUCCAAAUUUUGACUGCAGUACGAGAAUUGGAUAG